AUGAGGAUUUUAUUCUUGUUUCUAACUGUUUCUUUUACGGCAGUAGUCGCAGAAAACUACAACAAGACGAAAAUCCAUUACACUUUAGGAUCCGCCUAUAAAAAAUGUCGGCAGGCAAAAAAUCCAGGAAUGGUAGCAUUCGUGGUGAAAGAUGGACAGGUAGUGUUUUCAGAAGCAUUUGGUGUAAAGAAUCUCGAAACCAACCAACCGAUGACCACCAGUGCACAGUUUGGAAUCGGGUCACUGACCAAGAUCUUCGCCAACUUGCUAAUCCAGAAGUACUUCGGCGAGGAUUCCAGAUAUAGCCUGAUUACAACAUUGAGGCUUCUUUUCGGUAAAAAUAACUUAUUCGAAAAUUCCGAACUGCGUACACACUUUUCGAACACGCUCGAUUUGAUGGCUCACAGAAUGGGGUUCCGAAGUCACAAUUACCUACGACUGGACGAUUCGCUGCACCGGGGGAACGUUUUAGACCGGAUACGAAAAUUCCAUCCUCGUGGAGGAUUCCGGGAUAGCUUUUACUACAAUAACGUACUGUACGGACUUCUGACUGAUAUUGGUGAACGGCUCGGUGGAAAGUCCUGGGAAGAACUAGUCCAACAAGAGUUCUACAGUCCCACUGGAAUGAACAACUCCUCUUUCUUUACGACACUAGAUCCAAACUCAAUAAAUAUCGCCACGGGAUACAAAGAUGACAAUGGCGAUCUUUACCCGACAUCAUUUGAGUUGCUAAGGAAAUGGACGGAACUAUGUGGUGCUGCAUGUAUUACAACCAGCGCAGACGACAUGGGUCAAUUCAUGAAACUCCUGUUGAAUGAUGGCGUCACGGAGUCCGGCAAACGGCUGGUCGGACAUGAGGAAAUGAAGGACAUGUUCCGGUCUUGGAACAUCCCACGUUCAUCAAAGCUUGAUAAAUACUUCUCUGUUAUAAAGGGAGUGCCGUUUUCAAGAGAGUACACUGGAUAUGCUCUGGGAUUGAAGACAGGUUUCUAUAGAGAUCGCAGAAUACUUGAGGAAACGGGCGACAUAUUUGGAUACAGUUCUAUACUCACACUCUUUCCAGACGAAAACCUCGGAAUCUUCGUCGCCAUGUCGGGCGAAGAUGACGAUGAAUUGUUCCGAAUUACAGCUAGCUCUUACAUGGCUGACGUCGUGAAUGGUCAAGAGCCAUGGUUGAACGCCUCUUCUUUGUGUACUUUCCCAGAACCGUUCAUGAAACCAAAAACUAAAAAAGGAAAACGUGCAAUCAAAGAAGUUUCACUCGGUCGACCGGCAAAUGACUUCGCUGGAAUAUAUCGCAACGACUUGUAUGGGGACAUAGCAAUCGCAGAAAAUAACGGCUCACUUCAGUUACAAUAUGGAUACGUGGUAUUUGACUUAAUUAGGAGAGGUUCUAAGUCUUAUAGAUUUUACAUGAUAAGUACAGGAAUUGCAGCACAUGCUUUUAAAAGACGAUCUCUAGAAUUUAAAGCCAGUGACCCGGAGAAACCAAACUCUAUCGACAUUGCCAGUCUCCCACAUUUUGAGGACAGUGACUUCAUACGACAACCACACCUCACUGUUGCAAAGGUUGUGGAAGAUAAAACAACCAGAGAAGGGAUUCUGGACAGCACUCUAAGGACCACCUUUAAAUCUUGUCGGUGGAACCAGAACCCCAGCAUGGCGGUAACCGUGGUCAAGGACGGGAAACAAGUCUUCUCCCAGGCGUACGGCCACAAAGACAUUGAAUCCAGGGAACCAGUAAUCAACACAACCAUGUUCGGAAUAGGGUCACUGACCAAAGUAUUCGCCAACCUCCUUGUUCAAAAGUUUAUGAGCAACUUUUCUAGGUACGACAUGAACACCACUCUCCGGCACCUGUUCGGCAACAAGGAGAUGUUCAAGCACUCCUUCCUGUUGUCCCAGUUCGUGAACACCCUGGAUCUGAUGUCUCACAGAACCGGACUUCCGGCCUACAACUACCUCCGGCUGGACGAUAAACUCCGGCGAGACAACAUAAUGGAACGAAUUCAACUUCUUAAGGAGGGGGGUGGAUUUCGGGAGCAGUUUAAAGUAAACAACCUUAUGUAUGGUAUCAUCACUUUCAUGGCCGAAAGAAUUGGCGGAAGUUCAUGGGAGAAGUUGAUCAAAAAGGAAUUGUUAGAUCCAAUUGGAAUGAACAAUACGUCAUUUUUUACACUGCUAGAACCAAUGGCUGAAAACAUCGCAACAGGCUACAUACAGGAUGAGGGUGUGUUGCGGCCAGUGUCCUUUGAAUUUCUACGACGGUGGACUGAAUUGUGUGGUGCGGCAUGUAUAAUAGCUAGCGCUGACGACAUGGCAAAAUUUAUGAACUUCUUGUUGAACGGUGGAAAGACGGAAUCGGGCCUCAGGCUGGUGGACGAAGAAAAGAUAAAAGAGCUUUUCUUGCCAUGGAUACACCUACAGAAGUCGGAUAUACAGGAAUAUUUCGAAAAGUCCCGAGGUGUUCCAUUCUCCAGAAAGUAUUACGGAUAUGGCUUAGGAUUCAAUAUUGGAACGUAUCGAGAUCAUCGUAUCCUAGAAGAAACGGGAAACAUUUUCGGUUAUCGUUCUUUGAUGACUCUUUUUCCUGAUAAAAACCUGGGUAUAUUUAUUUCCACGACGGGUGAAGACGACGACGAAUUGUUCCGUAUUUCCGUCAGUUCCUACAUUGCUGACCUUUACAACGAGGAAGAACCGUGGCUCAAUUCCACCCUACUGUGUAGCUUUCCCCGGCCCUUUAUGGCUCACUCCCCAAAAAGACGUUCACGUUACCUCCCAAGCGAUGUUCCUCUAGGUCGGCCGAUAGGGGACUAUACAGGAACAUAUCAUGACGAAGUAUUCCGUGACAUUACGGUCACAACAGAAAAUAACCAAUUAAAAUUGACUUACGGUUACGUGACAUUUGAAUUACGAAAAAGGGCGGGAAAAUCUGAAAAAUUCUAUAUGAUAGCAGAAGGAUCGGCUCAAUAUGCUCUAAAACCAAGGACAGUGGAAUUCCGGGAAACCGAUGCCAACAGAACAGGGUACAUUAACGUACUCUUUAUUAAGAGCUUUGAGGAUAGUGAAUUCUUUAAAGUACCGGAAAUUGAUACGACGUCCAUUGGAAUAUGGCGGUGAUGAAAUUUUUCAAUGACAUUACAUGUGAUUCUUUUGUCAUAUUUCGUCAACACCUUAAAGCAUUCAAUUUUAUAUGCAUAUAUAAAUUCAAAUUGUUUUUAUCACGGUUGAAGAUAAACAAAAACUAUGAGCAGGUUAACUUAGGUAGUGUGAAAAUCAUAAACAUUUUCAUGAUAUGUUAGAUAUUUUAUAUGUUUUAAGAGGAUAUAGCAUAGGCUAUUACAAUUCAAUUUCUUUUAAUUAUUUACUGAUUUUGCAUUUAUUUGCCCCCCCCCCCCAAAAAAAAAAAAAAAUUCCUCCUCCAACACCCUCUGAACAUUUAUUUACUUAUCAGACUCGAGUCCAUUUCAAAAGACAUAUAUCACACAAAUGUAUAUACAUGUAAAGUUGGUGUAUUUUGUAUAGAAGAGUUAUACAUGCGUUUUAAUAAAUACCCUAAAUUACAACUUUCUGUGAAUAAUAAUUAUUCUAGAUCUUCUUGUUUGCCAGACAUACUCAUUAUAUUACAAGCUACCUUUAA
Magallana angulata is the source of this 3640-nucleotide messenger RNA. RefSeq lists its product as uncharacterized. The transcript has 10 exons. The record is from RefSeq and is a predicted model, not a curated record. Bases 1 to 3120 code for a protein of 1039 amino acids. NCBI's taxonomy places the organism in Eukaryota, Metazoa, Mollusca, Bivalvia, Ostreida, Ostreidae.